UAUUCUUAAGCUAGAUUUAAAAAAAAAAAAAAAGUAUAAUGUUAAAUCGAAAUUUAUGAUAGACUCCGCCUACCUCCUUUUCAUUUUGAUUCCUGCUGUUUAUUUUCUUCUUGUUCUUCUCUUUUUGAAGCUUUGAAACUCUCAGAACAAACAAUAUUCCCUCCUUUCUGUCUCUCUCUCUCUCACUCUCGCUCGCUAACUCGGGUCAAAAGGAACAAUUUUUUGUUGAAGUUCUGCACCUUUUCGUGGAAAAUCAUAGUGGGUCUUAUUUGAUUUGGUGUUUCAAGCUCUUUGCCUUUGUCCAAACAAGAGAUUUUCCUCUUCAUAUACCCUUUUCAUGCUAUUAUAAGUUGACAGUGAAAACCAAAUAUACAUAAUAGCCAUGACUUGUUCAUUGAAGAUCACUCUCAAUAUCUCUAGGUUGAAUGAGACUAUUCUGAACUCAAAAACCACAACUGCUUCUGGGUUUUGUCCAUAUUUUGGUGCUAUACGAAUUGGAGAAUCGACACCCAAGGACUUCCCUAAUUUGAGAAUCAAUUUCAUGGGCAAGCCACUUGUUUUCCUUGAAAAAAAGGAUUUUAGAGAUUCGAGUAUCAAAGCCCCAAGCAAUUUCUCUGUUCGUGCACAAGCUUCGAUCUGUGUGAGCAGAGCUCUCAGAUGGUGGGAGAAGACCCUUAAACCCAACAUGGUAGAGAUCCAUUCAGCUCAAGAACUUGUACACUCCUUGCUUAAUGCUGAUGAUAAAUUAGUGAUUAUUGACUUCUAUUCUCCUGGUUGUGGAGGCUGCAAAGCUCUCCAUCCUAAGAUUUGUCAGCUGGCUGAAUCGAACCCCGAUGCAAUUUUUCUAAAAGUAAACUACGAGGACCUCAAAACCAUGUGUCACGCCCUCCAUAUUCAUGUCCUGCCAUUCUUUUGGUUCUAUAGAGGUGCAGAGGGGCGUCUAUGUAGCUUUAGCUGCACUAAUGCAACUAUCAAGAAAUUCAAGGAUGCAUUGGCAAAGUAUGGAGCAUAUCGGUGUAGCCUAGGCCCGGCCAAGGGAUUAGACGAAUCUGAGUUAAUGACAUUGGCAUCAAUUGGGGAAUUGCCAAUAGGCUUUCCUUUACCAUCCGUUAAAGAAGAAAGAGCGGAGGAUUUGAUCAUGAAAAGCAUUGAUUUACCUGGUGUAAUGAGCAAAACUGCCAAUGAGGUUGAUCUUAAAGAGGAAACUGCUGUUGGAGUUUGAUUUAUAAUACUAAGCUUAUUGGAGAUUAGGACUGGAUUGCAUUGGUUACUUUUUGUUCUUGAAUUGUAAAUAUCUCUGUUUUUGGAUUUCCAUAAUCAGGCUAGGCUUCUAGGUUUUUUUUUCCCCCCAAGCUUGAGCCUCAGUCACAUCAGUAAAAUAAUUUAGGGAUUGGAGGUUGUAUUCUUGUCAAGAAAUUAUAUAUCAGCUUGUCAGAGUUUAUCGUUAA
Messenger RNA from Hevea brasiliensis (rubber tree), 1448 nucleotides. RefSeq names its product thioredoxin-like 1-2, chloroplastic. The transcript is spliced from 5 exons. NCBI's taxonomy places the organism in Eukaryota, Viridiplantae, Streptophyta, Magnoliopsida, Malpighiales, Euphorbiaceae. Gene Ontology annotation, biological process: cell redox homeostasis. The record is from RefSeq and is a predicted model, not a curated record. Bases 383 to 1222 code for a protein of 279 amino acids.